AUGAGAAGUACGGACGGCAGAUGCAGACCAGCAACAUCAAGAUGGAAAGGAUCAACUUGGGAAUCCAAGAAGUCUGAAAUGGACAGUACAUCUAGGAACAUAGUGCCUGCUGGCUGCAUAUCAAACAGAAAAAAUUCUGACAGAGGACUCAAGGGCAGCUUGUGCCUCACCAAUGCUCAUACACAGCAGAUUGUUUUGAUCACUGAACUAGCCCCUGAACCAACCCAAUUGCUGAAACAGUUCCAUCGUUGCACCCGGCCCACGGUCAAACCAACUCCAUCGUUGCACCCGGCCCACGGUCAAACCAACUCCAUCGUUGCACCCGGCCCACGGUCAAACCAACUCCAUCGUUGCACCCGGCCCACGGUCAAACCAACUCCAUCGUUGCACCCGGCCCACGGUCAAACCAACUCCAUCGUUGCACCCGGCCCACGGUCAAACCAACUCCAUCGUUGCACCCGGCCCACGGUCAAACCAACUCCAUCGUUGCACCCGGCCCACGGUCAAACCAACUCCAUCGUUGCACCCGGCCCACGGUCAAACCAACUCCAUCGUUGCACCCGGCCCACGGUCAAACCAACUCCAUCGUUGCACCCGGCCCACGGUCAAACCAACUCCAUCGUUGCACCCGGCCCACGGUCAAACCAACUCCAUCGUUGCACCAGGCCCACGGUCAAACCAACUCCAUCGUUGCACCAGGCCCACGGUCAAACCAACUCCAUCGUUGCACCAGGCCCACGGUCAAACCAACUCCAUCGUUGCACCAGGCCCACGGUCAAACCAACUCCAUCGUUGCACCAGGCCCACGGUCAAACCAACUCCAUCGUUGCACCAGGCCCACGGUCAAACCAACUCCAUCGUUGCACCAGGCCCACGGUCAAACCAACUCCAUCGUUGCACCAGGCCCACGGUCAAACCAACUCCAUCGUUGCACCAGGCCCACGGUCAAACCAACUCCAUCGUUGCACCAGGCCCACGGUCAAACCAACUCCAUCGUUGCACCAGGCCCACGGUCAAACCAACUCCAUCGUUGCACCAGGCCCACGGUCAAACCAACUCCAUCGUUGCACCAGGCCCACGGUCAAACCAACUCCAUCGUUGCACCAGGCCCACGGUCAAACCAACUCCAUCGUUGCACCAGGCCCACGGUCAAACCAACUCCAUCGUUGCACCAGGCCCACGGUCAAACCAACUCCAUCGUUGCACCAGGCCCACGGUCAAACCAACUCCAUCGUUGCACCAGGCCCACGGUCAAACCAACUCCAUCGUUGCACCAGGCCCACGGUCAAACCAACUCCAUCGUUGCACCAGGCCCACGGUCAAACCAACUCCAUCGUUGCACCAGGCCCACGGUCAAACCAACUCCAUCGUUGCACCAGGCCCACGGUCAAACCAACUCCAUCGUUGCACCAGGCCCACGGUCAAACCAACUCCAUCGUUGCACCAGGCCCACGGUCAAACCAAUUCCAUCGUUGCACCAGGCCCACGGUCAAACCAAUUCCAUCGUUGCACCAGGCCCACGGUCAAACCAAUUCCAUCGUUGCACCAGCCCCACGGUCAAUCCAAUUCCAUCGUUGCACCAGCCCCACGGUCAAUCCAAUUCCAUCGUUGCACCAGCCCCACGGUCAAUCCAAUUCCAUCGUUGCACCAGCCCCACGGUCAAUCCAAUUCCAUCGUUGCACCAGCCCCACGGUCAAUCCAAUUCCAUCAUUGCACCAGCCCCACGGUCACAUCCAGCAGCAUAUGUCCUUCAGCACAGGUCCUUGA
This is a messenger RNA of Schistocerca cancellata (South American locust), 1767 nucleotides long. RefSeq lists its product as uncharacterized. The record is from RefSeq and is a predicted model, not a curated record. NCBI's taxonomy places the organism in Eukaryota, Metazoa, Arthropoda, Insecta, Orthoptera, Acrididae. The coding region runs from base 1 to 1767 and encodes 588 amino acids. The transcript has a single exon.